GAAGUGAGAACAAACAUGCUGCUCACGCCCACCACAGGUAAAUGUGUUUCCUUUUCCCCGCUGGGCGACUCUUUUGAGAGCAAAGGGGUCUUCAGGGGUCUGUUUGCUCCGAUUCUGAGGUCUUCUGUUAACUUUUGAUUCUUUGUGUCAUACCCCCCCCCCUUGUUAGGCCCCUCCUUCACUUUAAAUCAGUUUGGACUCAACACACUUGCAGACAUGUUACACUCACAGACCUGUAAGCGGGGUAUUUUCUCACUUCUUCAACUGUUUCAGGAAGUGGGGCUGAGCUACCAAAAUCAGGAAAUUAACAGCUGCUAUUUAUACAAGCAGCAAAGAGCUCUGGCAGGGGAAAGCUGGUGACGUGUCGUUCACAAAAGAAGCUCCAGAGGAGUUCCGUCUGCUAGGAUGCCCGUUCUGGACUGAUUUGGACCCCUUUGACUCCAGAGCCAUGAAUGAAUCCAUGUCCAGCACCAACGCAGAUGAUUUGGAGUCCAAAUGUGAGGUUCUGAUUCUGUACACCUCUGAAGCGCAUGAAUGGGCCAUGUAUUUGCAGCAGGUCCUGAAAUCUCACAAGUUCCACAGAAGGUCCAUUUUGCUGUAUGCUCUGAGCUCGGCCGAUCUGCUCCACCAGUACAACUUUGUACAUUUCCAACGCUGCAAAUGCGUGGUGCUGCUCCUUUCUGGAGUCUUCCUGGACAUGAUGCACGAGCAGAACCUGCAGCGAGCCCUUCAGGGUCUUCUGCAGCCCCCCCACAGAGUGGUGGUGCUGUUCUGUGGGGUGGGUGAGGAGGAUCUGCCGAAGGACGCCUUCACAGACUGGAGCAGCUGGAGGAAGAUCUUUGCUGAAGAUGAGGCUCUAACCUAUGCCUCCACCAUCAUGGCUGCAGUGACUGACAGCAGACAAGCCGAGGCCGCAUGUGCAAAUGAAGCUGCUGUGGUGGAGCCGCCCCUGGCCGUAACGGCUGCGGUGGAGCCGCCCCUGGCCGUAACGGCUGCGGUUGAGCCGCCCCUGGCGGUAACGGCUGCGGUGGAGCCGCCCCUGGCCGUAACGGCUGCGGUUGAGCCGCCCCUGGCGGUAACGGCUGCGGUGGACCCGCCCCUGGCCGUAACGGCUGCGGUGGAGCCGCCCCUGGCCGUAACGGCUGCGGUGGACCCGCCCCUGGCGGUAACGGCUGCGGUGGAGCCACCCUUCGCCGUAACGCUUGAGGACGCCUCCGGUGAAGCAGCAGAUCCAGAAAGUGUCCAUGAGGAGCGUUCAGGUGUUGAGGUGAAUCCAUCCAAACAGCUCACCUGUCUGACUGUUCAGCCCAGCAGAGUUCAGUGUGAGAAACGUGAGAAACUUUUUAUCGUCUUAACGGCCAAAGUGAGUGCUGGUGCUUCUGGACCAGAGGUGGAGUUUUCCUCAGAAAAAGGUGGAGCCAAAAGGCUUGGCGGCACCGUUGAAAACGAGUACACGAUCAGCGUCAACGCUCCAGAAAUGCCUGCUGGGUUGGUUUCCCUCACGCUGUACACCGGGCAGACCCGCCUCGCCCUGAUGCCGGUCACCUACUACACCUGUAUGGGGGAAGUCAGCCGAUACCUGGAACAGGCCGCCGAUCCUCUGAAGUUCAUCUGCCAGGCUUUCAACUUCACAUCGAACGCAGCAGAGUCAGUGGAUGAAAUAUUAAAUGAAUCGCUCAAAUCCAAGAUGCCGGAGAGCGGUCUUCAGCUUUUUGGAGUCACACAGAUUGAAACAGAUAACAUGUCAGCGAAUGAACGGGACGAGGAAAUCCCCACUUUGCUCCAUUUUGCUGCCAAGUACGGCUUGAAGAAGCUAACCACCACGCUGCUUCACUGUCCUGGAGCUCUGCAGGCCUACAGCGUGAUGAACAAGCAUGGAGACUACCCCAACACACUGGCGGAGAAGAGCGGCUUCGGCGAUCUGAGACGCUUCAUGGAUGAUUUUGUGGAGACAGCGGACAUGCUGAAAUCUCACCUGGAGGACACGGUGAACACGGACGGAGACGUCUAUGAGGCCAUGUCCAACAACUCCCAGGACAUGAUGAUGAAGUACUCGGGCAGCUCUGAGGACAUCUACGAGUCCAUGCUGAAACUGGACCCGGACUGCGCUGAGGAUCUGUAUGAAGCAAUGAGUACAGUUGAUGUGAAUCCUGAAGAGGCUUUGCUCAGGACCUUCUUUCAAGCAAAGCCUCAAGCUCCAGGCCAGCACGCCAUCAACCUCAACCUUCACAGUGGGGAGGAGCAGAGAGAUGGACCCCUUCAUGUGGAAGAAGAAGAGGAAGAGGAGAACCCGUACAACCUCUGUCCAGAAGACAUUUAUGACAUGGUAGAUACUAAAAGUACCUACAACCCUGCGAUUGUCAACCGCCCCCCAGCUCCUGUGCCCAGACCGGAGUCGGGGUUGGACCCUGAGAAACGUGUGACCUACAUCUCCAGAGUGUUUUCAGAUAAAGAUUUAUCAAGAAACUCAACAGUGGAAGCUGGAUAUCCAGCAGCCCGGCCUGCAGUUGAAGCCCCCGCCUCCACCUACGACCCCUAUGCGGGAAUGAAGACCCCGGGCCAGAGGCAGCUCAUAUCUCUGCAGGAGAGGGUCAAAGUCGGGGAGAUAAGUGUGGACGAGGCGGUCCAGGAGUUCAAGGCUUGGCAGUUUGACCACGAGCGGAGAGCGUCCUCUCUGCGCUACCAGCAGGAAAACCUGAAGAAGCUCCGGGACAGCAUCACUAGACGUCACAAAGAGCGAGACAAGACUGGAAAAGACCAUUAUGAGAUAAGCGCGCCGCUGCAGAGGAACCUGUACUGGAGCUCCAACUUGGAGUGCGGUGUGUACGAAUCAUCGCCGAGAUUCUCAGCUCCGCCUCCUCCACCUGUUCACAGCAUCCAGAGAGGCAGCUGGAAAACCGGCAGCACCUCCAGCACAUCCAGCACUGACAGCAACCGACUCAGCACUUUCAGCUGCAGCAGCGGGACGGAGCCGGAGUUUGAGGACGCAGUAGAAAGUCUCCCUCCACGGCCUCCACGGCCGUCCGACCCCCUGCCUGUCGUUCCUCCACCCAGAGUUCCUCCACGGAUCCCGGAGAGGGUUCCAGAGGCGGUGAGCGAGCGCUACAUAGCCUGCCCAACCAGAGCACUUCCUCUCAGGCCGACUAGCAGAGACCGAGACCUGGCCCCGCCGGUCCCUCGCCGCCAGAGGUGAUGGCCACGCGUCUCCCAGAGGUCAUCGGCUGUUCAGAGGAGCUCUGUACUCUGGACCGGUUUCAAGAGUUAACUGAACACGUCAGGUCUGACUGACGUGGCUGUGAAGAAAAAGGAGAGAAAAAACCUACAGCAUAAAAAAUAACAAGUACGGACUGUGAUACGAUUCAUUAUAAGCAACAAUGAAGAAAAGAAAAGACUUUAUACAGUGUUUUAAAUCUAUUUUUGCUUUGGAACUGAAUGUGUUGAUAUGUCGCCUGUUUCGUCUAAAGUCUUCUGAUUCAGUCGUUUGUUCCAAUGAAUGAUGGGAAAUUCCUGAAUCCUGGAAGUGAUCACAAUCGUUCCUGGAUCCUCAGGUGUGUUCUGCUGUUGAUCUGGUUCUGCCUCUUUUGGGCAGCACUUGUGGAUGGGACACACACACACGCACACACACGCACGCACACACACGCAGACGCUGGCGUUUGUUUCUCGGCGCCGCCUGCAGUCCGUCAGAUGUGGACGUUCCCACAGAAAGUCUUCCUCAGAUGCUGAAGAUCUUUUUUCCCAGACGGACGCUCACACCCUUUGAUGACAUCAGACGCUGAAGGAUUUUCUGUAGGAAGAAUAAAGACGUUACAACUUGAAAACUC
Oryzias latipes (Japanese medaka) is the source of this 3821-nucleotide messenger RNA. It is a transcript of the gene pik3ap1, whose product is annotated as phosphoinositide-3-kinase adaptor protein 1. Gene Ontology annotation, molecular function: phosphatidylinositol 3-kinase regulatory subunit binding; signaling receptor binding. The record is from RefSeq and is a predicted model, not a curated record. Lineage: Eukaryota; Metazoa; Chordata; Actinopteri; Beloniformes; Adrianichthyidae. Gene Ontology annotation, cellular component: cytosol.